Molecule: messenger RNA, 1338 nt
Organism: Indicator indicator
Lineage: Eukaryota; Metazoa; Chordata; Aves; Piciformes; Indicatoridae
Gene: MINDY3
Product: MINDY lysine 48 deubiquitinase 3
Exons: 15
Coding region: 1-1338 (445 amino acids)
Biological process (GO): protein K48-linked deubiquitination
Molecular function (GO): K48-linked deubiquitinase activity; cysteine-type deubiquitinase activity
Source: RefSeq, a predicted model, not a curated record
AUGUCCGAGGCGGGCCAGGAGCUUGUCCACCUGGUGUGGGGCAAGAAGGCCGGGCCCCGCGGGCUGGGCGACACCAUCUUCUGCCGUUGGGCGCAAGGAUUUGUCUUCAGUGAAUCUGAAUCCACUGCAUUGGAACAAUUCGAGGGUGGCCCUUGUGCAGUGAUUGCCCCUGUGCAGGCAUUCCUUUUGAAGAGGCUUUUUACCAGCGAAAAGUCAUCUUGGAGAGACUGUCCAGAAGAGGAGCAGAAGGACCUCCUGUGUCACACAUUGUGUGACAUUUUGGAAAUGGCCUGCUCUGAUAACUCUGAGUCGUACUCUCUGGCCACGUGGAUAAGAGGCAAAGCAAGAGAAGAAACUGCUGGCCUGGCUGCCAGCCCUGCGGAGUCCAGUCGGCAGGAGGAGCAGCACUCUGCCUUGGCUGUGGAAGAGCUUGGCUUUGAGCGGUAUCAUGCAUUAAUUCACAAACGAGCAUUCAAAAGCUUCCCUGAACUGAAGGCUGCUGUUUGUGAUCAGUAUUCAGUGUGGACAAACAGAUUUGGAGUAUUGCUGUUUCUGUAUUCUGUAAUACUGACAAAGGGUAUCGAAAACAUUAAAAAUGAAAUUGAAGAUGCAACUGAGCCAUUGAUAGAUCCUGUUUAUGGUCAUGGAAGCCAAAGCUUGAUUAACCUCCUGUUGACGGGCCAUGCUGUUUCUAAUGUGUGGGAUGGAGACAGAGAAUGUUCAGGAAUGAAGCUCCUUGGCAUACACAAACAGCCAACAGUGGGCUUCUUGACACUGAUGGAAUCUCUGAGAUACUGUAAGGUUGGCUCCUAUUUGAAAUCUCCAAAAUUUCCCAUUUGGAUCCUUGGCAGUGAAACACACCUCACAGUCUUUUUUGCCAAGGACAUGGCUCUUGUUGCUCCCGAAGCGCCUUCAGAACAAGCCAGGAGGGUCUUCCAGACAUAUGACCCUGAGGAUAAUGGUUUUAUACCUGACACUCUGCUAGAAGAUGUAAUGAAGGCUCUGGACCUCGUUUCAGAUCCUGAAUAUGUAAACCUCAUGAAGACCAAAUUAGACCCAGAAGGCCUGGGCAUCAUAUUGCUGGGUCCCUUUCUGCAGGAAUUUUUCCCUGAGCAGGACUCCAGGGUUUCAGAGUCAUUCACUGUUUACCAUUACAAUGGACUGAAACAGUCAAACUAUAAUGAAAAGGUGAUGUAUGUGGAGGGCACAGCAGUGGUGCUGGGCUUUGAGGAGCCCAUGCUGCAGACGGACGACACGCCGGUGAAGCGCUGCCUGCAGACCAAGUGGCCACACAUAGAGCUGCUCUGGAGCACCGACCGCUCCCCGUCCCUCAACUGA